UGGAGCUUAAGGAUGCCCGUUGACGCCUGUAUUCGUCCCCUGUCCACUCUGUCAUGGAGUCAGACCCGAACGCCCUCCGCGACCCCUACAAACCAGACAUGGGUGACUCCGAGCUACCCGAUCUGGAGUGUGCCAUCUGCUUCUGCCAGUUCAACAAUGUCUUCAACACCCCGAAGGUUCUGCAAUGCAAGCACACCUUCUGUCUGGAGUGCCUCGCCCGGAUGAACAUCAAAUCCAACCAACCCGACACCAUCCAGUGCCCGCUUUGCCGUUCAUACACCCCUUUACCAGAUUUGGGACUCCCAAAACUGGCCAAUAACUCGACAGUGCUGUCUUAUCUCCCUUCUGCAAUGCAGCAUGUCUACAGCAUCCGUUUUAACAGAAACAAGGGAAAACUGCAGGUUAAGCGAGUGCCCAGUUCUGUCCCGAUACACACACACACUGUCAGUCAGAGUUUGGAUGUGGGCAUGCCGGCUGGUAUGCAGGGAUCAUCAGGAGAGGGCAGGGAGAGGUCUUUACUGAUGACCAUCCUGCGGACGCCGCUCUGCAAGGCUUUUUUAAUGAGCACGGUGGCCAUAAUAGCUGUCGUUCUCACUAUUACUAUUAUAAUACUGCAGCAGAAGCGCUAAAAGAGGUCUGCAUGCUUUGAGGGUACCCCAGAGAUCUGCUCUAUUAGUGUUAAAAGAAUAAAAGUACAUAGUUCACCCAAAAAUGAUAAUGUUCUCACUAUUUACCAGGGCUGCACAACCAGGAGCUACAGAACGUCUCGGUUAUGAAUGUAUUCCAUGUUCCCCGAAUAGAGAACGAAUACGUGUGUCUAGUUAAAGACACUAUUAGGAGAUCGCUAGAUGACCAACAGUUUCUUUAUCUAGCCACACAUUGGAGUUUCAAUGAAGGGUAACGUCUCGGUUACGAACGUAACUCUUGUUCCCCGAAUAGGAAAUGGAGACAAGUGUCUAGAUAAAGACACUAUUGGGAGAUCGCUACAUGACCAAUAGUGUCUUUAUCUAGACACACGUCGGAGUUUCCAUGAAGGAGAACGUCUUGUUACAAACAAAACCUACGUUUUCUGAAUAGGGAAUGGAGACGUGUGUCUAGAUAAAGACACUAAUGGGAGAUCGCUAGAUGACCAGUAGUGUCUUUAUCUAGACCAGGGAUAACCAAACUUGUUCCUGGAGGUCCGGUG
Molecule: messenger RNA, 1186 nt
Organism: Danio rerio (zebrafish)
Lineage: Eukaryota; Metazoa; Chordata; Actinopteri; Cypriniformes; Danionidae
Source: RefSeq, a predicted model, not a curated record